This is a messenger RNA of Linum tenue, 5915 nucleotides long. The record is from the annotation of a GenBank genome assembly. NCBI's taxonomy places the organism in Eukaryota, Viridiplantae, Streptophyta, Magnoliopsida, Malpighiales, Linaceae.
AUGAGAUUCAGUUAAAUAAAAAGGAAUAAUAAUUCACCCCUUCCACUUAAUAAAACUUAAAAAAAUAAAUAAAAGAGAAGAAAAGGAUUCUGUGGUCUCCAUUUCUGGUCUGGUUUGUUAUUCUCCCCUCUCGCGUCCUUUUUUCUUCACGUAAUUCCUCUUCCUAAAAAGAUGAAAUAAUACUAGCUCCGAUCUCUGUUCUGGGCGGACGAUUAUCCGAAACUGAGAUAGUUUGUUUAGUGUUUCUGUUCUGCAAUUCUUCCUGCGGAGCGAAGAAGAGAAUCACAGCAACAAAACAAGCAUGAAAGGUGCUAUAACUGCUCCAGCAGGUGUCAGUCUCCGAAUUGGGAUCGGGAAUGCCAACGGCAUCAACUGUUUCGUCCCUCACCGGAGACCCAUUACUCUCCCGGCCGCCGUGAAGAAACCCACUUCCCUCACCGUCGUCGCCACGACUUCCUCCGACGGCGGCGGCAGCAAGAAGAAGAACAACAAGAAGAAGAGCAGCAGCAACAAAAUCGAUGAAUCAGGGCCGGCUACCACCGCCGACGCAAACCCCAUCCAGCCUCCUCCGGCGGCGGAGCAGCAGAAGCAGCAAUCUCAGUCCCUGAGCUUAGACGAUGUGAACCCAGUUGGCCUGGGGCGAAAAUCGCGGCAGAUAUUCGACGAGGUGUGGCGGAAAUUCUCCGGGUUGGGUCAGAUUUCCCGGACCAUCCGACCCGACGAGACGGCGGCGGCGCUGGACGCGCUGCUCAUAAGGGAAGGCCCCAUGUGCGAGUUCGCCGUCCCUGGGGCUCAGAACACCACCGUCCUCGUCGUCGGACCCACCAGCCGCAUUGGCCGCAUUCUCGUCAGAAAGCUCAUGCUCCGCGGCUACACCGUCAAGGCUCUGGUGAGGAAGUCGGACCAAGAAGUGCUGGACAUGCUGCCGAGGUCAGUGGAAAUAGUGACGGGCGAUGUGGGAGAUGCCAUUACUGCUCAAGAAGCCGUACAAGGCUGCAACAAGAUUAUCUACUGUGCCACAGCUCGUUCUACCAUUACUGCUGAUCUAUUCCGGGUUGAUCAUCAAGGGGUUUAUAACCUCACUAAAGCCUUCCAGGAUUACAACCACAGGCAAGCACAGCUGCGCGCAGGGAAAAGCAGCAAGAGCAAGCUUGUGCUGGCGAAGUUUAAGUCAGCCGAGUCAUUGGAUGGCUGGGAAGUUCGUCAAGGAACUUAUUUCCAGGAUGCUGUAGCUUCCAAAUAUGAUGCAGGAAUGGAUGCUUCAUUUGAGUACAAUGAGAAUGGUGAAGCAGUUUUCUCAGGUUAUGUAUUCACGAGAGGAGGGUAUGUUGAUUUGUCGAAACAGCUCUCGCUGCCUCUGGGAUACACACUCGACAGGUAUGAAGGGCUUGUUAUGUCUGUUGGUGGUAAUGGAAGGCCAUACGUACUUAUUCUUGAAGCUGGCCCUUCAGCGGAUAGAAGCCAGAGCAAAUUAUAUUUCGCAAGAUUUAGCACCAAAGCCGGGUUUUGUAGGGUUAGAGUGCCAUUUUCAGCGUUCCGCCCUGUGAAACCAGAGGAUCCGCCACUGGAUCCAUUCCUUGUACACACAAUGACUAUUCGAUUUGAGCCUAGAAGACAGAGGCCUGGUGAAGGAGCUGCAGGAGGCCAGCAAGACCUAAGAAGUUUCAAACUAAUAAUGGAGUACAUAAAAGCUUUGCCGACUGGGCAAGAGACAGAUUUUGUGUUAGUGUCAUGUACAGGGCAAGGAGUAGAAGCUACCAGGAGGGAGCAAGUUCUGAAAGCCAAAAGGGCCGGUGAAGAGUCGCUAAGGAAAUCAGGGCUUGGAUACACAAUCAUUCGCCCCGGUCCUUUGAAGGAGGAGCCCGGUGGGCAACGUGCGCUGGUGUUUGAUCAAGGAAACAGGAUUUCUCAGGGCAUAAGCUGUGCUGAUGUAGCUGAUAUAUGUGUGAAGGCUUUGCACGAUUCAACUGCUAGAAACAAAAGCUUUGAUGUUUGUUAUGAGUAUGUGGCUGAGCAAGGGCAGGAGCUUUACGAGCUGGUGGCACAUCUACCAGACAAAGCAAACAACUACUUGACUCCUGCACUCUCAGUCCUGGAGAAAAACACUUGAUAUACUCCGGCAAGCAAAGAAGGACGAGGGUGAGUGAUAGAGAACCGAAGCCCUGUGAGUGGAAGACAGAGUUCAUCACGUUCAUUGAGCUUUUCUGUUUGUUUGUUCUGUAUGUAAUAUGCAUCAUUGUAAGACAUGUUGCAGUUUGUUAUCUUGAUUGUACAUUUUUCAUGUAUAGACGAGAUACAUAGCAAAGAUCGGUCGGUACAACAGGUACAUAGAAGUCAGGGCACAGAGAUGUAAACAUCAGAACGAGGUGGUGAUUUUGAAAGUGUAUAAAAAGUGUGUUAUGUUCAAGAAUCAAGAUACUUACUCUGUACCACAUAGAUGUACUUUUCUUGCACAGGAAGAAACAGACAAAAGGAUCAGGUUUUAGGGAAAACAGAGAGGUGGAUCCCAAGUGGAUAAGAUUAUGAUGUGUCCUAACAAGUGAGAUAGCAGUAGGCCAUGGAGUUUUUCAGCUUCCCUUAUCUAACUUUGAUUCCAGACCACAAAAUCAAUGCCAUUGACUACGUGGCCACAACAUUGACACACAGGAUUUAAGUUAUCUACUGUGAAAUGGGGACCGGACCGGAACAGCGACUUAAGUAUGCGUCGAGAUCUCUCGUCACAGAAAGAAUAUUACUUGCAGUGAAAUGAAGAGUUAAGAUAAAAAGGGUUGCAUGUAUGAGAUCAAGUAAUGAAAGGCUGAGAAUGCUUCAGGGACAGGGGGAACGAACAUCUAUAAGAAUGAGCAAGCAACCACCGGUGCACUCUUUUGGGAAAAAUGAUACUACGAAGCCACCGCCAUUGUUAUAGCCUAGAGUUUCCAGAGAGAGCUGCAAAACCAUACCAAGUUGGAGGAGCAGUUAAAUCUAGUUACAGACUCGACGUCAAAAUAAACAGCAACUACAAGAGGAGCUACCUUGUUGGAGGAUUGAAUUGGUCUGCCACAACGACAGCAGCGAUCAAAGGCAGCAGCAGCCGGCGCCUCCUUACAAGAAGAAGCAUCACGACGAGCGUGCUCGCGGCCUGUGCAGGUGUAGUACUACUAGUCUCGCCGCCACCGGCCGGUACAGCCGAACAGGGGAAGAAGAGGGGAGGCGGGGAGGAGGAGGAGACGCUGGGGAAUUUGCCGCAGACUCUAUCGGGGGAAUGUGAAGCGGAAGAUGGGAAGGAUUGCAAGAAGCCGAUGAGGAUACAGAGACCCAAGUCCAGGAAAGCGGAGGCUUGCACCGUGAAAUGCGUCAACACCUGCAUCCGCGGCGGCUAUGGCUCCCCUGGCGAAGGACCUUUCAGUAUCAUCAGGUAAUCAAAAUUCAAAACCUUGAGCAUUCUGAUUAUUUGCUCCUGAUACAUGAUUUCUAUCAGUAUUAUGGGUUUCUUGUAUGAUUCAUGGUUGGUUUGUGGAUGCUAGACCUCUGGUGGUGUUCAAGCAAGGGUUUCGCAGCCGCCAUUACUGGUAGUUCUUCUAUCAUUCCCCUUGCUUUCCUUUCUGCUUAGCAAAUGUAGAGAUUUAGGGCUGAUUGCAUGACAAUCUUCCACAUUUGGCUUUGGCAUUUGCAGCCUGGUAGAGUGCUCUGAUAUCUGCAAUCUAAUCAGAGAUGGAGAUGGAGAUGAUGGACCCUGACCCUCUCCCUUCAAAACUUCUAUACACUUUUCAAUGUAUCAGAAUCAGAGGGAUGGAUGAGAAGAAGCAUCCUGCUUUCCUCCUAUUAUUUUGUAAUCUGCUAAAUUUUUUUUUCCACUUCCUAAUUCCAAAAGAAAGACUGCAUGUAGCCAAUUUUUUCCGGUCGGACCUGCCGAUACAGUUUAGCAAACACGCCGAUUUGUAUGAUCGGGUCGGAACCUACUGAUCACCAGGCGGCGCGGUGUUCCUCAAAGCCUGGACGAUGGCGAAGACUGGCGGCUGCCAUUAUUAGAAGUACCCGAAGCCUUCUCAUCACCCCGCCGGCCACUUUCUACUGCUGUUGCAGCGUCAUCUUCAUCAUUGGCCUCCUUCUCCGCAUCAUCCACCAACUGCGAGCAUGCAUGCACAGGAACCGACUCUCAGUUAAAGCAGCCACCAUAUUUUCAUAUCUACAACAAGUAGCUCGAAAAGAGUCGUUUGUUUUACCUUGGAAGCGAGGGAGGAGGGGAGGAUGUCAAGGAGGCAGUUCUUGAUCCGGUCGAGACCAUCUUUCAUGGUGAUGCCAUGGGCGGCGACACUGGCUUCCUUCACCAUGCUGUCCAGGAACUGGCGGAAGUUGUCGAUUGCUUGUUUAGGGACGGAACUAGCAGCUCCAAGCUUCUCCAACACCUUCUCCAUUAUCGUCCGCAUCUUUCUCUCCUCCUGCUCCUCUUUCUUCCCUUGCUUUGGGGCAUCGCGACUAUGGUUGAUCGCAGCUGCUGGAGAGUAAAGCUUCCCUUGCCCCACAUCAUCUUCUACCUCUUUUGGAUUAUAGUCCUGGGCUUGGCUGUUCUUGCCGCUGUAGCUGUAGCUGUAGCUUUCCUUGUGUCUCACCAUUUCUGUACUUGAUAAGGACGUGUAAUCAAAAGUAUAGCCCACCACCAACUUAAACUGGAUUAGUUCAUAUCUAGAUAUAGAGUGGAUACAUGUUUUGUGGACUCCAGCAACAGUCGGCCAUGUAUCUCCGCCGGUACCAUACGCUUUAACUAAGUUAAGCAGCAGAAUUGUAGACUUCAAUAUGCUCACGUAAGGAAAGCAGCAGCAGCAGCAGCAGCAGAAAGAGGACACGCUGCUGGCUUCCUUUCGUUCCACAUAUCUGCUUAUUCUCAACGGCUGUCCCGCCACGUGUAAGGGAUCCCCAGAGCAAUCAACUUAAAGGAGAAAGAAAAGAGGGCCAAGAAAUGUGGUCAAGGUCAAGGUGCUACUAUUCUAGUCCAAAAGGCUUAAUUUGCCCCGGGCUGAGGUUUCAUUCAGCUCGCCUUUAACGAAGCUGUAAGUAAUGUUUUUGACACUGCACCAUCCGGUCGAACCGAAUAUCGGAGAUCAAACUGAUAACAGUUCAUCAAACUAAUAACAGACGAGUAACACGCAAGCACAAUACAAUACACAUGUUCAUCAGCAGCAGCAGGAGCAAGUAAAUCAGUAAAGCUAAAGCAGCACAGAAAUUUUGCAGGAACAGUAUUGGCUUUCAUGUUAUAAUCAUACCAAAUAUACAUGAGAGAGAGAAGGCGCGGGUCUUUGAGUCAAACAAGAAACAUCAACCGUAACAACAAUAGCUCCCAUUCUCUACGAAAUUGAACAGGCAUUUACACAGAGCAUUCAUUUGUUCAUUCAUGGUUACCCUGGACCUUAAUGCAUUCUGAUCUGAAAAGGGCGUCAGAAAGUUGAGCCAUUGAAUCCAAAGAAGGGACGCUGAACAUCAUAAAACUUUAUGUAAAAGCGGGAGCUAUCUAUGGAGAGCUUGGUUUCAAGAAUCUCAGCAAUGGUGGCACUGAGUUUCCCAUUUACGCUUGGCCCCAAACCUCCAAUGGAAAUCAACUCUCCAUAUGCAGCAGGCUCCUCUGUGCCAGCGAAUGCAAUGGGUACGCCGCUAUUCACCAAAAUCAUCACAUACUGAUUCAGGCUUGCCAAUGAUUUUGGAAACGGCUUUGGUGGCGUCUUUCAGAAUAUCCGACGUUGUGACAGCGUCGACAGGAAUAUUCGUGUAGAGAUUCAAGGUCGGCAUUUUCUCCGCUUCCUUCCUUCCUUCGCUGCCGGUGGUUGCGCCGGAGUCGGUGGCUGGAUAAGAGCUUGCUGCCGGAAAUUGGGUGGUUUGAAUUCCCCCCUCCGCCGUUCUGCUUGCUAAAGUAGCAAGGAGAAGUCCUUUGUUCCGUUUUG